AUGGCCGCCAACAUACCGCGUCCAUCUGUCGCCGUCUCUCAGGACAGUCUCGCCGAAAAUGCUAUCAGUAUUUCAGUCUCGGAGGUGCCGCGCAUCACUCAACCUUCCUUUGCGAUGCUGGGAGAUCAUCUUCGACCUCCAAACAUCAGCGCACGCACUGAGAGUAAUUCUAGCACCGCAUACGUUCAAGAAACUCCCAAGAAGCGAUGGCAGUCACUCCGCGAAGCGAAUCUGCAGACGUCACCGAUUGAGGAGGUUGAUGGGGAGCAGCCACCCGAGCCACUCAUAGAUACAGCAGACGCGUCAGCGUGGAGGGAAUGCUCUAAGAUGGUUUAUGCUCAUGACCAAUCGAAAAUCGACAAUUGGAACAAGGAGAUUGACGCACUGUUACUAUUCGCUGGCCUUUUCUCUGCCGUCGUCACCGCAUUCACCGUCCCAUAUUACGCUACGCUGAUGCCCAGUACUGAUCCUACCGCCGCUAUUCUAGCUCAAAUUUCCGCGCAACUAGCCAGCUUUCAAACCAGCACGGGCUUCGUAAAUUCAACAGAACCAGCGUUUUCGUUUCCAGCAACCGAUUCGUCGUCACCCGCCGCUGCAUCUAGCCUUAUCGACAGAGUAAACGCCCUUUGGCUCGCGGCACUCGUCGUCAGCUUGGCUGCGGCCACAAUCGCAAUAUCCCUCAGGCAGUGGCUGAAUCAGCAUGCCAUGCGCGACUGGGCGACUCCACGCCAGAGUGUAUUGGUCUGGUGCAUCCGCCACAAGGGCUUCAACCAAUGGCAUGUCGAAGGCAUCGUGGCGCUUGUGCCAAUCCUGCUGCACUUUGCGCUAAUUCUAUUCCUUGCGGGGCUGGUAGCAUUGCUAUGGUCAUGGAAUCGUACCAUCUUUGGUGUGGUAAUGGCACUAGCGGGACUCACGUUGUUAUUCACGAUAUACACCACGCUCAUGCCGGCGAUAUUUUUGGAGAACUGUCCGUACAAGUCUCCGCAAGCACUAUUGAUGGUUGGGCUCACUACAGUAGUGUCGAGGGUUCUCUUUCCGAUCUUGUGUUUGAUUCCAUAUCUAGGGGGGAAGAUCUUCUCGAGAACGAUCAGUCCCAUCCGCACCACAUGGGCUGCAUACCAACUUGAUUGGAUUCGGCCAUACGAAUUUGUCUCGGACUCCUCGCUGCUGGUUAGCGCAGACAAUGCGAUGAUGGACGAUACCUUCCUCGAUGGAGUCGUUGAUGCAUAUAUCAAGGAGCGGAAUGUAACUGACGCGUCAGAUGCACUCAAAGCGAUCUACGAUAGUCGCAGCCAAAGCGAAGGCUCGUCCGUAAAUCCCACAAUCUUGCGCAAACUUCGGUACAUGGCAGUGCGCCUUGUGGAGGGGUGCCAAUUCGAGGGAUCGCUCCCCGAAUCGCUUGCAUACCUAUUGGAACAGAAUAGGUAUGAUUGCGUACCGGAACUAUUUGAACGAGUCUUGGACGUGUUUCAGAACCGUGCGAGAGACAUGCGGAAGGAGACAAGGACGAGGCUCGUGCGUGUAGUGCUGGACAUCUCAAGAACGUACGUUGCGCACGUGCAGGUCCACUAUUUGCACACCCUACUCUCGUAUAUACCCCUGACGCUGGCGGACCUGGAUGCCCAAACGUUCGUCCGCAUUGUCGUCGAGAUACUGCUACUCAGUCUUUCCGCGACAUCGCUCGACAUUGCCGACCGCGAUUAUGUACGUGACGAGCUGCAGAACAAGCUUCUUGGUCAGCGUCCUAUACUUGAAUACGAAGAUGAUGAAAAGUCAGAAGCACUGGGAGGGUUGUCACCUUCCUUCUCCUCGGGCUUCCCUUUCACCGAUGAGGUAGAAAAAACACCGGCCUCGCGGAGGAGACAUGUACUAGAUGUACUGGAUGGGUGUUUGGAGAUUGCGGAGGACCUUGUUGCGGCGCGUGUAGUGGAUAUUGAGAUCAGGGAGGAGGAGCAGAUGAAAAGGGCAAAGAAUUGGCGGGUGAAAAGGAUAUCAAGCACACCCGGAGCUCACCAUCGCCUCGAGAUCGGUCUUCAAAAGGUAGAAGAAUGCACCUCUUGUCGGUCUGAGCAGGCGCGACAACUGGCAGGCAGUGAGCGAGUUGGGUACAGCAAGUGGAGGGAGAUCAUUGCAAAAAUCAAGAAAAACGAAGAGUACGAGGAUUUGACGAGCGAGCUGGUAGAGCAUGCAGGAGAGCUGUUUCUCCCGGAUACAGACUGGAGGAGGCUGGUGGUCCUGUUGCCGGAUAGAAAAACGAUAAGGGCUGCCGCUCGGAUAGGAUAG
Messenger RNA from Fibroporia radiculosa, 2283 nucleotides. RefSeq lists its product as uncharacterized. Lineage: Eukaryota; Fungi; Basidiomycota; Agaricomycetes; Polyporales; Fibroporiaceae. The record is from RefSeq and is a predicted model, not a curated record. Bases 1 to 2283 code for a protein of 760 amino acids. The transcript has 6 exons.